AUGUCCAUUACAUCGGAUGCUCUAGGGUCGGCCCGACUGAGGGAGAAUAUCAUUGAGGCAUUCCCUCUGAAAUUCGCCCCGGGAAAGACUCCACCAGAGACGGUCCUCGGCAGCGCUUAUCGCCUUAUCUCCAAAGCACCUGAACCCAUUUUCUCUCCGCAUCACGUCGUCACGCGUGUCGCGCCAUUGUUCACCAUGGAGGUUGUGAUGAAUGAUGCCGCCGAAGAGCGGGGGGCUAAGCGUACUGCGGAAGAGCUGGAGGCCUCCGAGCCUCCAAAACCGAAGCGCAUCAAGGCACUAGAUCCCGAUGUGGUCAACAAAAUCGCCGCCGGCGAGAUUAUUGUCGCGCCAAUGCACGCAUUGAAAGAAUUGAUUGAAAAUGCCGUUGAUGCAGGCUCCACAUCUUUGGAGGUACUGGUCAAGGAUGGCGGGCUGAAAUUGUUGCAAAUCACAGACAAUGGCCAUGGAAUCGAGCGCGAUGACCUACCGAUCCUGUGCGAACGAUUUACGACCUCCAAACUGAAGGAAUUUGAAGACUUGAAUUCCAUUGGCACGUACGGUUUCCGAGGUGAAGCGCUCGCCAGCAUCAGCCACAUCGCUCAUUUGACCGUGACGACAAAAACUGCGGGAUCGAGUUGUGCCUGGCGAGCUCAUUACGAUAGCGGCAGAUUAGUCCCAGCUAAACCGGGUCAGCCUGCUGCGCCCAAGGCUACUGCAGGACGGGGAGGAACGCAAAUCACAGUUGAAGAUCUUUUCUAUAACGUUCCCACUCGACGGCGCGCUUUUCGAUCGGCGAGUGAGGAAUAUGCCAAGAUUCUUGAUGUUGUCGGCAGAUAUGCCGUCCAUUGUGCUGGAGUUGCCUUCUCGUGCCGGAAGCAUGGUGACUCUGGAGUGAGUAUCUCUACCCCGUCAAGUGCUACGACGGUGGACCGCAUUCGACAGAUCUAUGGCAGCGCUGUUGCCAACGAGCUGGUCGAGUUCAAGGUCACCGAUGACAAGCUCGGAUUUCAGGCUUCGGGCCUUGCUACCAACGCCAAUUAUCAUGUCAAAAAGACGACGAUUCUUUUAUUUAUCAACCACCGCGCAGUUGAAUCCACCGCGAUAAAGCGAGCGGUUGAGCAGACUUACUCUGCCUUCUUACCCAAGGGCGGCCAUCCUUUUGUCUAUCUUGAUUUGGAGAUUGAGCCCAACCGGGUCGACGUCAACGUGCACCCAACAAAACGAGAGGUCAACUUCUUGAAUGAAGAAGAGAUUAUCGAGAUGGUGUGUGACGAGAUUCGGUCCAAGCUCGCCCAAGUCGAUUCGAGUCGUACUUUCCUGACCCAGAGUCUCCUUCCUGGCGUGCAGACCAUCGAAACUCUGCAAUCAACAUCCAGCGAGGACCCACCAGAUGGGAAGGUGACUGCUACGCCCAAGACUCCCGCAGCUUCCAAGCGACCCUAUGAAAAUAACCUGGUUCGCACGGAUUCAAAAGUGCGGAAAAUCACGUCCAUGCUCACACCAGCUGCGCUUGCAUCGCCGGCCGAUCCAAGCGCAUCGGGGGAACACGGAAUUGCACCACCGUGCUUGAUGGACGACGGACUCCAAUAUGAAGUCACAGACCGACAACCGCUUCUCAUCGCGCUGACUUCUGUCAAAAACCUUCGCGCCGCAGUGCGAGCGAAUAUGCACAACACCUUGACUGAGAUGUUCGGUUCUCUCACCUAUGUGGGCUUAGCCGACGAACAACGCCGUUUGGCCGCAAUCCAGUCCGGUGUCAAGCUCUACCUAGUCGAUUACGGACUCGUCUGCAACGAAUUUUUCUACCAAGUCGGAUUGACCGACUUUGGCAAUUUCGGGACCAUCAAACUCGACCCACCGCCCAAGGUGGUAGAUUUGCUACAAAUAGCGGUGGACUUUGAACAGGAAGAGCUCGCGAACGAAAACACUCCUGACGCAGCCGCCGUUUUAUCCAGCGCAGCCGAGCAAAUCUCGAAAACUCUCAUCGAGCGGCGUGAAAUGCUCGACGAGUACUUUUCCAUGAAAAUCAACGAGAAUGGAGAAUUGCUUACUCUCCCCUUGUUACUGAAGGGCUAUGUGCCCUGUCUGGCAAAGCUCCCGCGCUUUCUCCUCCGCCUAGGUCCAUACGUGGAUUGGACGAGCGAGGAGGAUUGUUUCCGUACAUUUCUGCGCGAACUAGCUGCGUUUUAUACACCCGAGCAGCUCCCUGUGGCUACUGCAUCCUCAUCAACGCACAAUUCAAAUGCUCUGACAAGCGAGGCGGGACCGCAGAUGCCUGAAACCAGUCAGGAUAUUCCAGAGACGGCAGAUGAAGAUCCCCGAAUUCAGGCCCGCCGUGCCCAGUUGACCAGAAUGUUGGAGUAUGCGGUAUUCCCCGCGAUUCGAUCUCGUCUCGUGGCUACGACGAGGACGCUGAAGGGGGUCGUCGAGGUGGCUGAUUUAAAGGGGCUUUACAGGGUGUUUGAGCGGUGCUGA
Messenger RNA from Penicillium oxalicum, 2475 nucleotides. RefSeq names its product mismatch repair ATPase MLH1. Gene Ontology annotation, biological process: mismatch repair. The coding region runs from base 1 to 2475 and encodes 824 amino acids. Gene Ontology annotation, molecular function: ATP hydrolysis activity; ATP-dependent DNA damage sensor activity; mismatched DNA binding. Gene Ontology annotation, cellular component: MutLalpha complex. Lineage: Eukaryota; Fungi; Ascomycota; Eurotiomycetes; Eurotiales; Aspergillaceae. The transcript is spliced from 6 exons. The record is from RefSeq and is a predicted model, not a curated record.